GUUACAAAAAAACUGAAAUUGUUUGGAACAAACGUCAAAGAAAACCCCUCUUUUUUUGCAUAAUAGGAGCUGCUACCUUGUUUAUCUUGCUCAACAGUAUGAGUAAUGAUAGUUGAAUGUGCCACUGGUCAAUGGAGUGUUGAAACAAGCUCAAUUUUAUGUUGAAGUUUGAAAUUUUUUUGAAGCAGUCUGAAGCCCAACAACAUGGCCAUGAUUGAAACUGUUCGUCAAAGACAAAGAAACGCCACAGAUUUUGGCUUCUUUUAUGAGAAUCUUUGCGCUUUACAGAACUCGUGUCCUCUGGGGACGGUUACAGCUAACCUUGAUGAGCAGACUAUCGACUGUAAUGCUGAUAGAAUAAGGCUGAAUGACUGGACACCUAUUUGGAAUGCUUUGAGGAUCAAUAAAAGUAUCAAAUGUAUUGCAUUUAGAAGUUACUGGCAGCAAACUUUAUUCCCUGAUAAUGAUUUUUCAGAGCAAAGGAUGAAUGCAUUAAAAAAGAAAGCACCUCCCAUCAGAAGCAAAGACACUACCCAUAAAUUAUGCAGAACUCUAAAGGAAUGCCUGUCUGUUACUGAAAGCCUGAGUCAUAUAACACUUCAAGGAAUUCCAUUGAGAGAACGUGAUUUGUCCUGCUUAGCAAAGGGUAUUGCAAAGAAUCAUUCACUCCAGUAUCUGUCCUUGGAAUAUUGUCAAAUUGGUGACAAAGGAUUAGAAUUGUUGUCUAACGCUAUAAAGGGAUCACGUUCUAUCACAUCUGUCAAUUUCACUGGCUGUAGUUUGUCAUGGAGAGGAGCAGAAACAAUAGCUAAGAUCAUAAAGUUUCAAGCUACUCGCUGUCAUGGUGUAGCAUGGCAAGACAGUCUUCGAUAUCGCCGACCUGACCUGGACAGAAUGUCCGGGCUUAGAAGAAUCACUGUAUGUAAGAAUCCUAUGAUUGGUGAUAAAGGUGUAGAGUUUAUAACCGAGGCACUGAAGGAUGAUUUGUGGGUUAAAGCCCUGGAUCUACAGCAGUGUGGAAUAUCAACAGUGGGGGCUUUAGCUUUUCAAUCUGUUCUAAAAUUCAACACAACACUAACAGUGCUGGACCUCAGGUUAAAUCCAUUAAUAGAUCGAGAUUUAAUGUCAUUCUUAAUGGAACAAAUUAUGAUCAAUUUUAAUGAUCAAGAAACUGAAUUUCCAUGGAUAGUAAUAGAGGAGCCCAAACCUGGUAGAAUAAGACCAUUGAAGAAAGGAACCAGACCUCGUACACUAUCUACUGCAUAUGGACGAAAAACAACUAGGAAUGGUUCACAAGGAAGCAGGACCAGGAGUGCAUCUUCAGGCCGAUCACCUGUUGUGAGAGCACCCACUAAGAAGCCUGGUAAGGGGUUUGUGCCAUGGAGAACAGCUGCAAGAGUAGGAAAAAACAGACACAAAUUAGACCGAAAAACAGAAGAAACACAGCCAUACAAAGUUUUGUCUAAAAAGAAAAGACAGAUGCCAGAGUUUGAGGAGCCCAAAGCAGUGAGUUCACCCAUAAAUAGUGAUGAAGAAGAUGUGACACCAAGACACAGGCACUAUGACUCAGAUGACACGAGAACUAUAAAUGAAGAUCCAAAAGAGCUGAAGAUUGAGAUAGAGUUCCUUUGCCGUCGAUUGAAUGAAGAAAGCACAGCAAGGGCUUCUGCAGACACAAGAAUAUUAGAGUUACAAGUAGAAAACAGAAGACUUCAACAAGAGUUAAGGCUUUACAAGGCAAAGCAGCGAUCCUCUGAUGAAAAGCCAUCUUCUCGACCGCUUGAUGAGGCACCCAGAACAAAUGGCAGAGAAAACGGCAAGACACUGCUGGAAGACGAUCGCUUUCUUGAGAGUAUCGAAGCAUCAUUUAAACAGUUUUACAUGUUCCUUGAUCUCCUCAAAGGAAAAGGAUAUGGUGAUCUUAUUCGUGCUUUACAAGAGAAUGGAUUUCCAGUCACACCGCCGUCAAUCAUCUCACCCAAAGAAUCUUAACCGGUACCACUUGGCUAUCUCCAUAGCAACUGUCUAUAUUUAUAUUGAUAAUCUAUACUAUCGAAGAUUUAUUAUUAUAAUUUGUUUAAAUUUACGUUUUCCGAUUUCGGGACAAGGACUGGUAACGAACUAGUGCCGCGUGGAAUCAUGGGGCCAGAUGUAGCCGCCAUCUUGUUAUACCAAAUUCAAACCCACAGUUCUAUGCGAAAUGACUAUCGUAUGAAUGACAUUUCAAGCUUCCGUAUUAGCGAUUCUGAUGUUGAGGGGAAAACAAUGUCGAAUUGGAAUUGCAGUGCAUUGUGGGACUGUUUAAGGGGACAUAUUUCCAAGAUGGCGUCUAUAUUUCGUCCCACAGUACAGUUCCAAGAUGCGCUUCAAUGCCAACUCGAACCGGUUUUUUUCCCUUUAUUUCGCAAAGAAUCAGAAUCAUUAGAUGCACAGUAUAAAGAAACGACGAAGACCGUAGAUAUGUAUAUUCGUUGAGAAAGUUUAAGGCCGGCAAUAAGGAGCGAUAUCUGUGGAAGUUAAACCUCGAUAUUAAAAACAUGUUUUCAGUUCGA
Actinia tenebrosa (Australian red waratah sea anemone) is the source of this 2552-nucleotide messenger RNA. Its product is annotated as centrosomal protein of 78 kDa. Gene Ontology annotation, biological process: cilium organization. The record is from RefSeq and is a predicted model, not a curated record. Lineage: Eukaryota; Metazoa; Cnidaria; Anthozoa; Actiniaria; Actiniidae. Gene Ontology annotation, molecular function: protein binding. Gene Ontology annotation, cellular component: centrosome; ciliary basal body.